This is a messenger RNA of Tupaia belangeri chinensis (Chinese tree shrew), 1533 nucleotides long. RefSeq names its product tigger transposable element derived 6 (gene TIGD6). Lineage: Eukaryota; Metazoa; Chordata; Mammalia; Scandentia; Tupaiidae. Gene Ontology annotation, molecular function: DNA binding. Gene Ontology annotation, cellular component: nucleus. The record is from RefSeq and is a predicted model, not a curated record.
AUGGCAAAUGAGGGGAACUAGAAACCGCAGUUCUCCCUAGAAGAGAAGAUGAAAGUUGUGGAAGUUGUAGACUUAGGCAAAAAGAAAGGCGAUGUUGCAAAAGAAUUUGGUAUCACUCCUCCUACUUUGUCUAUGUUCUUAAAGAAUCGGACCAAAUUUGAAGAAAAGGUGCAGGAGGCAUCUGUGGGACCCUGGCAGAAAAGGUUAAGGAGUGCUCUUUAUGAUGACAUUGUUAAGGCUGUUUUUGUUUGGUUUCAAGAAAUCCAUGCCAAAAACAUUCUUGUGACUAGUUCUGUCAUUCAAGCACUAAACUUGGCCAACGUGCUAAGCUAUGACAAUUUUCAAGCAAGUAUGGGCUAGAUAAACAGAUUUAGAGAUCGCCAUGCAAUUGCUUUGAAAGCAAUCUGUAGAGAGGAUAGUGACAUGUUAAUGAAUGGUCUAGGGAUAGAUAAGGUUAAUGAGUGGCAUGCAGGGGAAUUUAUAAAACUGAUUGCUGACUAUAGCCCAGAAGAUAUCUUUAAUACUAAUGAGACAGGAGUGUUUUUCCAGUUGCUUCCCCAGCACACACUUGCUGCUAAAAGGAAUCAUUGUAGAGGAGGUAAGAAAGCAAAGCAGCAGUUGACAGCACUCUUUUGUUGCAAUGCUUCAGGGACUGAAAAAAUGAGACCAUUGAUUGUUGGUAGGUCAGCCAACCCACACUGCCUCAGGAACGUCCAUUCCCUCCCUCAUGAUUGCCAAGAUUGGGCGUGGAUGACAAGGGAUCUGUUUAAUGAGUGGUUGCUGUAAGUGGAUGGUGAAGCAAGCAGAACACCAAUCCUCCUGCUCAUCAACAACUGCCCUGCUCACAAUAUGCUUCCCCACUUGGAAAGGAUUCAGGUGGCGUAUCUGUCCACAAACUGUACUGCUGUCCUGCAACCACUGAACCUUGGCGUAAUUCAUACCAUGAAAGUGCUGUACAGGAGCCGUCUUCACCUCCUCCAGCUCAACAGCGAGGAUCAAGAGAAGGUGAACAUCCAGCAUGCCAUGGACAUGAUUGCAACAGCAUGGUGGUCAGUCAAGCCAUCCACAGUGGUGAGAUGUUGGCAGAAGGCAGGCAUCAUCCCUGUGGAACUUACAGAUUCUGACACAGCAGCAGUAGAUGGUGGACCAGACAUUGCCCUCAAAAAGUUGUGGCACUCAGUGGCUGUUAGCACCUGUGUCCCCAGUGAAGUAAAUUUCCACGACUUUGACACUGCAGAUGAUGAUCUCGUCAUCUCCCCAGAGCUGAUUGACACAGAGAUCAUCCAGGGCAUGAUGCCUGAUGAAAAUACUGCUGAAGCUGGACGUGACAAUGAAGAGGAGCUAUCUUUACCAGAGCAGCCCCAAAUCACAAUUAUAGAGGCCAUCUCAAGUGUACAGAAACUUAGACAGUUCCUUUCCACUUGCAUAGAUGUUCCUGAUGCCAUUUUUAGACAGCUAAAUGGCAUAGAUGAAUAUUUAAUGAAAAGAUUAACACAAACUCUUGUUGAUUCCAAAAUUAUGGAUUUCUUCUAA